AUGAUCGAGAGUGUCUCAAGACGUGCUUUUAGCAGUUCAAGUGGUACGUACAACGUGCGCGCUUCAGAACUGGCGCGGGAACGAAAGCUCAACAUUAUCAAUGUCACUGUGCAGUUCUUGGAUGAAACCCAACAAUCUUUUCAAAUUGAGAAAAAAGCAAAAGGCAUAGUUUUGUUGGAACAAGUGUGUCGUCAUCUCGAGUUGGUAGAAAAGGAUUACUUCGGACUACAGUUCACUGAAAAUGGUUCACCACCUAGUGCUACCAAUACUGAAAUAACACGUUGGCUGGACAGCACAAAGUCAGUUAAAAAACAAGUUGGGGCAAAUGCACAAUUUUGGCUCGCAGUCCGGUUCUAUCCGCCUGAACCCUCUCGCUUAUCUGAGGAGUAUACAAGAUAUUUAUUGUGCCUGCAACUGAGGAAACUACUUCUUGAUGGGAGGAUGGCUGCCCCGAAGAACACAGCACUUUUGUUAGCAUCGUUUACUGUUCAAGCGGAACUAGGAGAUUACAACGUGUCGGAACAUCCACCGAAUUACCUGUCAGAUCUCUGCUUAUUACCGAAGCAGAGUGCAGAAGAUGAACGUCGUAUCAGAGAGUUACACAAACUUCACAAAGGUCAGGCCCCUGCGGACGCUGAGGCGAACUUCUUAGAGCACGCGAAACGUUUGGACUGUUAUGGCGUCGAGUCUCACCCGGCUAAGGAUUACAACGGCAAAGACAUAUUUAUUGGUGUUACGUCAAUUGGUAUUGUCGUUUUCCAAAACAAUAUUCGAGUGAAUACUUUCUCUUGGGGUAAAAUCGUUAAGAUUUCAUUCAAGAAGAAACAGUUCUUUAUUCAGUUAAAGAGGGAGCCUUCAGAAAGCUACGACACAGUUCUAGGCUUCAACAUGCGUUCAGGUCGCGCGGCGAAAGCUCUUUGGCGCUGUAGUGUCGAACGUCACGGGUUCUUUAGAUUAAGGGCACCCAGGCGACGUGCGCUACUGUCGGCGUUGGGUGCUUUAGCGGGACUAGCCGCACCCACCGUACCUCGAACUGAGACUAUGGCCCUAGAAGACGCGAGGAGAUCGAGGUCCUCGAAUCGUAGCUUCGUGAGACGCAGCGCGUCGCUGGUGCGCGAGCGCUCGGCGGGCGCGUCGCCGGCGGGCGGGGCCAUGCGCGGCGCGCGCGUCACGGCCAACAGCGAGCCGCCGCCGCGCGCCGCCUGGACCGACUCCGCCGAGACCAUGGACACGCACUCGCACAUACCUGAAGGCGGUGACCUUCUUGAACGCAUUCUGCGCAUCCCUCUCUCCUAUGUUGAUGAGUCUGAAUCCGCAUCUGAGGCUGAAUCGAUGCCCGGGUCAGUCGGUGUGCGGGUGCGACUGGCGCCCGGCUCCGACGGGUUAUUCGGGUUCAAUGUGCGCGGGGGCGGCGGGGCUCCCGUCCUGGUGUCCAGGGUCGCCAGCAGGACCAAACUGCAUCUACAGGAGGGAGACCAGGUGAUGUCAAUAAACGGCACAGAUGUCGACGAAUUGUCGCACGAACAGAUCGUACACAUGAUCAGGAACACGAGAGGUGUGCUGACGUUGAUAGUGAAACCUAACGCGGUGUACGAGGCCGCGGACGGCCCCGAGGAGCCCACGGCGAUGUUCGUGCCGAUCGACGUGGAGCGCAUCGCGGGCGACGCGCUGGAGCAGUCCAUGCUGCUGCUGGGCGACGGGCUGGCGGACGGCGCGGCGCUGCGCCAGUACGACGCGCUGCUGCGGCGCCUGCCCGACGAGCCCGCCGCCGCCGCGCGCCUGCCGCACAACGCGCCCAAGAACCGCUACAGAGACAUCGCGCCGUAUGACUCAACGCGUGUGGUGUUGAAAAACGGCCCAACCGGCGACUACAUCAAUGCUUCGUAUAUCAAUAUGGAAAUACCGACCGGAGCGGCUAACCCUGACACCGUACUCACCUAUAUUGCAACACAAGGUCCCCUAGCGUCGACUGUAGGUGACUUCUGGCAAAUGGUGUGGGAAUCGGAGAGCAGUUUGAUAGUGAUGCUCACCGUUCUGACCGAGCGGGGCCGCGCUAAGUGUCAUCAGUACUGGGCUAAAGUCGGUACCACGCCUUUGAAAGCCACCAGUACACUCACCAUAUACACAAAUAGUGAGCAGAAUUAUGGACAUUAUAUAAGGAGAGAAAUGACUAUCAAGGAGGCGGGCGGCGCGAGCCGCGCGGUGACGCAGCUGCAGUACACGGCGUGGCCGGACCACGGCGUGCCCGACGACGCCACCGCCUUCAUCAACUUCACGCAGCUCUGCGCCAGCCUCAGGAACCGCUCGCCAUUGAUCCCGACGGUGGUGGAGGAGGAGGAGGAGGAGGAGGGCUCGACACAGGAGAGUUCGCUGGCGCCGCCCAUGGUGGUGCACUGCUCGGCGGGCGUGGGGCGCACGGGCGCGCUGGUGCUGUGCGAGGUGGCGCUCGCCUCGCUGGCGCGCGCGCAGCCGCUCUACCCGCUCGACCUGGUGCGGGCCAUGCGCGCGCAGCGCCCCAUGUGCAUACAGAACGCCAGCCAAUACAAAUUCGUUUGCGAAAGUAUACAAAUGGCGUACUCGCAAGGGCUGACGAAAAUAUCAUCAGAAAGCGGAUCGAAUUGA
Arctia plantaginis is the source of this 2622-nucleotide messenger RNA. The record is from the annotation of a GenBank genome assembly. NCBI's taxonomy places the organism in Eukaryota, Metazoa, Arthropoda, Insecta, Lepidoptera, Erebidae.